Molecule: messenger RNA, 3642 nt
Organism: Caenorhabditis sp. 36 PRJEB53466
Lineage: Eukaryota; Metazoa; Nematoda; Chromadorea; Rhabditida; Rhabditidae
Source: the annotation of a GenBank genome assembly
AUGGUUGAAACUGUGGCAGAGGAGGCGCAAAAGUUGAAGCCCGAUUUUUCGGAAUUCAUCUAUCUCGCCUACGUUCUGCUUUUCGGAAUCGUCUGUUCGUUGGUGAGUUUCGAGAAGCUAGAUCUUUUAUCAGUGUAUCUCAAUUGCCGACAGAGAUAUCAAAAAGAUGUCAACUGAUAAAUUGUUUAGCACAAAAUUCUCGACAUUUCUUCUGUUGACUGAUUUUUGAUAUCAGUACAGACAGCCGAGAUACAUCAAUUUAAAGGAACGCUACUGGUGCCAGACUUACCGUCUAUUCAAAACACUGUAUCUCAGCUGCGGGUGAAAAUACCAAAAUGUUGUCAACUGAUAAAUUGUUUAGCACAAAAUUCUCUACAUUUGUUCUGUUGACUGAGUUUUGAUAUCAUUACAAACAGCUGAGAUAUAUUGCUUUGAAAAGACAAUAGUUGCAAAAUGUCCACUUUGAGGUGUUCAUGCUCCUGGUCUACAUCCGUGAUCACUACAAGUCCAAGCAGAUCGGCGAAAUGACCCACUACCCGACGGUGCCCGAUUGGCUGGAGGCCUCAACGGAUUGCGAGCUUCAGACGACGCCCAACUUUAAUUUCUACACCCGCUACUAUCACGUACGGCUCAACAGCUACGGGCGCGUCAAAGAGGACGGGCGGCCGACGAUGCAACGAUUGAGAAAGAUUCUGCAGAAGAUGUUCGGAGGUGUGCGGGUGGACGUGAAAGAUGGCAACAAUAUAAUUCCCGACGAGACGUGUGUCAUUCAAAUUCCGCGCAAAAACUUUGUCUGCGGCCGCACGUUCACCGAUUUCGAGCCCGUGUUCGGAGCAGCGCCCGGCAGUCACUACACGUAUCAAAUGUUCGGCAACGAGAAGCUGCAGGCGACGUACUACGUGGAGAGCGGACGGAGCCACGUGGCAGGCGUGUGCAUCUACGUGCACAGUCCCUACGUCUCGUGGGUCCACUACGACGAGCGCCGCAUUUUUGAGCUCAUCGACUCGCCGCCAGCGUACUGGCCGCAGAAAGAGCACGCGGAGCCGCCGGAUUUCAGUGUGCGGUGGAGCGAGACGCAAAUGGAGCCGGUCGUGCACACGCGAAGUCAGUACGGGCUCGAGCGGAUCCAGCGGAUCGACGGCGAGCGCAAAGAGUUUAGCGACGCGAAACCGAGUCUCGGAUACGGUCAGUACCCGCGGAGGGAGGAGCCGAGGGCGACGACGAAGCGGAUCCGCGUGAUGUUCUGCAAGGAACGGGCGGCGCCGGUCAUGUUCGGGUUGCGGAACGGAAAAGCGAAGCACGUCGGAUGGAAUGCCCGCGCCGAAGACUUUGAAAUUGUGGAAUGUGCAAAGUGCGAGCAGGAACAGGAACUCCUUCCCAAUCUUUAAACGAUUCUCUGAAAACGAAGAGCACGGUCUCCAGAGCUGACAAUAUGGGCGUGGCCUCGGCGGCCAAAUGGCGUUUUCAUGAAUUAAGCAGGUUUUUUCUGAUUUUUGUGGUCAAAGGCGAUGAAAAAUGAUUGUUCGACAUGAAAACACACGAAUUCUCAGAAUUAAUGACGUUUUGGCGCAUUUUUCGCCGACUUUGCUUUUUCGCCUUCUCAGGUAAAAUUUCAAACUUUUCUUGGCUAUUCUGAAGACCUUUUCAAACUUUCUCAAGAAAAAAAACUUUUCCAGAACUUUCUGAAGCACUAACAACUUUUCUAAGCCUUUCUUAAACUUUUUCAAGAAAUUCUCAAACUUUUUCUAGCCGAAACUAUUUCAAACUUUCUGAAACUUUUCUAGGCAAUUCUCAAACUUUUCCAAGAAUUUCUUAGGUGAGUUCGAAGCCUAUCGCCGCCUCAAAACCGCACUUCUUAUUUUGCGCUUUCUUGACCGUUUUCCGACAGAAUUGGUUUUGAGAAUGAUAAAUCACGUAAAUACAAGCAUUUUGAGCGCUCGAACAGCGAAAAUUACCGAAAAGCAACUGAAAUUCACGCAGUUUUAGCCAAAAAUCUUCAAACGGAUAAAUGUGAUUUGCGACUUGACCAAAUUUGACGCUCUUGCGCUUAAAAAAUUCGUAAUAGCCUAUACAAUCGGUCUAUCGAGAGACAAAUGAGAAAUUAUCGAUUUUUCGUGGCUAAUCUGGCAAAAAACACAAAUUUUGCUGUUAAAAUUUGAAUUUCGCGCCAAUAUAUCGUUCUAUUGGGCGGGGCGCACUUGCACCCAUUGUCAGCUUUGGAGACCGUGACGUCUGUUUUUCAGACAAUCAUUUAUUCCACUUGACACUUCACUUCGUUAUUCGUAUGUACUCGAAGAUCUUGAUCCUCCCCGAACGGUUAACUUUUCUCGAAAAAACCUGUCAUUUCUCAUCAUUUCUCAACCAGUUUAAUUGAAAUAAAUGCGUUUUUCUUACAAUUACUCAUCGUUUCCCGUCCCGUUUUCAUCUCGGAGCUCUUACUUCACUGCCCUCGGUGCUUUCUCUUUCUCUCUUCCUCUUUUUGGACCCCUCUCGCUCCUUUCUUUUACUCUCUGCGUAUCUCGAAACAUUUCUUCAAUUUCCACUUUUCCUCUUUCAGAUUUCGAUGGAAAACGCGGUGUUUUGGGUCCUUUUUCUCUAUGGAUGGAUCUUUAUUCCACUGGUGGGUCAACUUUAAAUCGAUAUUGUAGGGCAGUUAAGACGAUCAAUUGACCCCCCAACUCUUUUUGUGAAAAACUCAUACCUAGAAGUUGGUUUUUGUACGUGACCACUUUUGAGAGUACUGUAGUUCUUGGAAGCAUCACCAACUUCCAAAGCCUACAGUACUCUUGAGUUUGGUUGUAGCAAAAAGUGGUGAAGUACAAAAUUGAAAAACCAAAGAUUUACUAUAUCUUUGCAGUUGACAACUUUUCCGUGCAACCAUUUCUAAGCUUGCUGUAGCUCUGGGAAGUAAGCCCUGAAUUGACGAUCCCUAAAAGUUGCCCCAACUUCCGGGCGCUACAGUACUCUUAGAAGUGGUCAUAGAACAAAGCGGUCAACUUGAAAAACAAAGUACUAGGUGUGAAGUUUUCACAGAGAAAAGAAUCGGAAUCGACAAAACUACGGUACUCUUUCAAAACAAGUUUCCAGACAAUCUUCCUCGUUCUCUACGUGCGCGCCUACCUCGAAUCGCGCAAAAUCGGUCCGAUCACCCGUUCGCCGGUGAUUCCCGACUGGUACCGCAACGAAUUCCCGAAUGGAUCACAGCUCAACGCGCAUUUCAAAGCGUUCACGCACGAUUACGAGGUGAAAGGAUCGCGAGGAAGAUGGGGAGAAUGGAGUGAAAAAAGAAGAUGGGCGAUUUUGAAGGUCCAGAAGAUUCUGGACGAUUCGUUCGGUGAAAGGAGCCAAAUCUUUCGAAUCUCCGAUCGAACGUGCUUUGUUCAAAUUCCGCGCAAAAACUUCAAGUGCGGCGAGGUGUGCUACGAGUUUGAGCCCAUUUUCGAGCCGUCGCCCGACACCUAUUGUACGUAUCAAAUGUUCGGCAAUCAACGGAUCCAGGUCACGAAUUACGUGGAGGAUGGGGUGAGCCACGUGGCCGGCGUGUGCAUCUACAUCCACAAUCCGUACAUUUGGGGCGUGCGGUUCCGGACCGAGGUGAUUCGAAAGUAUUUGAAAGAGGGAAAAAAUUUUGGAAAAAUUUAA